Molecule: messenger RNA, 2314 nt
Organism: Cotesia glomerata
Lineage: Eukaryota; Metazoa; Arthropoda; Insecta; Hymenoptera; Braconidae
Exons: 8
Coding region: 169-1815 (548 amino acids)
Source: RefSeq, a predicted model, not a curated record
AGCACUAAUCCCGACACUGAUAAAUCGUUGAACAUUACACGACUUUGCAGAGAGUUAUUGCUUGGCUCGAAUUUACAUUUAUCCACUCUUGCCCACGUUCCAUCGCGAUUUGUUCCUGAACUAGAAAUACGAGCAACAGUCAUCUCAAGAGGAGCAGAGACAUAAAAAAUGAGUAAAAAUAUUGAACAAGAUCAAUCACCAUUUACAAUACCAUCAAAUGUCCAAUUGUUUGGAUUUUAUCAAUGGAGUGAAGCUAAAAGACGCAGCAAAAAAGAAAAACAGCCUGGCAAGAGUGCGACUAAGUAUGUAAAAAAAAAUCUUGGGUUAAAAAAAAAUGAAGCUUCAAUAGCAGAGCCAUUAGCAAUUACUGACAUCGAUCCUGGCUACUUCACUGAUCUUGCCGGUCGUCCUAUCCGUGAAAAGUUUUCAAGACGAAGAUAUGUCGAGCAAGUGAACAAAGUAUUGAAGACUAAGCUUCUUGCAGGUUAUAACAGAGAUCACUGUAUAAGGAUUGAUGAGCAGUUUGAUCAAGAGAAGAAUAAAUUCAAUGACAUUGAAGAUCGCUAUCGAGAGUACAGUAGCACAUUUGAAGAAUAUUUGUCUCACGAUCAUGAAGAAAGUAUGAGGGUGUUGGAAGAAGCCGAUCAGGAAGCUCGAAAUAGCAGCAAGAUGAUCUCAAAACGCGACAGAUUGUUGAAAGAAUUUGGACAAGUUCGGUUGGAAGUGUAUCAGUGGCGAGAAAUGUGGCGAAAUGCCAAAAUGUGUCAUGAGUUUGUCCGAAAAAUUUUCGCUCCCCCUGAAUUCAAUGCUUCUGUUUAUAAAGAUGAUAAAUCGAUGCAUUCCGAGGGUGAAUCAAUUGUUGAUGAGGACCCGGCUGCCAAGUCUUCUUUGGAGUGUCUCGUAGAAACAUUCGAGAAGGAGAUCAGCGAUAGCAAUCUUGGCCCUGGAGAAAUACCAGUUGAGUGUCCUCUGGAGUUGUCACGGAUUUUUUCUGAAAUUGAAUCACGGAAUCUUGACGCGCUUAUUCAUCUAGAGUCGCUGGCGAAGCCUAUGGAGGAGCUGACGACUGACGUUGCUAAAACUGGAGAAGAUAUUAAGAAAGAAAUUGGGAUUAUUGAAGAAAACAUUCAGGACCUUGAAUCUCUGAUCGAAGCUUGCGAACAAAGAGGAGCUAAUCUCAGGGCUUACGCGGAUUAUCUUCUGCAGCAAGUAUUUCGAGAACUUGUGAGCUCAGAAUCAGUCCUCUAUCUCCAAGUCUUUAUCGAGGAUGCGUAUGAAAGCUGUGUGGGACCAAAUAACGGCAAGUUGGACGCAUUCACUAUGAUGAGAACAAUCGAGAAGACUUACGAGAGCCUCAAUAUGACUCUCGACAAGCUCCCCAAGGAGAUUGUCAGGCAGUGUGAAAAAGAAGGCUUCACGCAGGAAAUGAAAAUGAUGCGAGAAGCUGAGGAUGCUGCUCAAAAGUUCAAUCUGAUGCAUCGACUGCUCGCUGCACUGGAGCGAAUAAUGGAACCUCCUGAAUUGAAUAUAAAAAGUAAAUCUCAAGAUAAAGAUGGUGAUAAAUCAUCCAAGCGUAAAUCAUUGGUAUCAACACUGCCGACAUCAUCUCGCUCGUCUAUUACUUCGAGGCAAAAAAAUUUACAACUAAAGCAGCUAACAAUGGCCAAAAGAUCUCCUGAAUUUUUAGGUAAUGAUAAAUCCCUGGAUCAAGAAAUCAAAGAUCUGGCUUUUGAAAUAAAAAAACUUGCCAAAGAUUAUCUGCCGGCAGAAAAUCUGUCUACAGAAGAACGACAUGACUGUCGUGAUGAAAUUUAAUAAUUGCUUUGUCAAUCUGGUUAAUUAAAUUAUCACUGAAUUUAUAUAAAUAGUAUAAAUUUUGUCCUUAUAAGUAGUCUGUAAAAGAAGCGUGUAAUUCAUAGCGUGGGAUGUGGGGAAAAGGAAAUGUCUUGCAUCACGCAACAUGCGUAGGCGACCAAUGUUCCGGUUUAUAAAGAACGACUUCUCGCCUUUAUUAUAUAAAAAUAUAAUCAAUAAUUUUAUACUUUGUAAAAUUUAUCAGUUGAUAUAUUUAAAAAAAAAAACUGCAGUCCAAAUAUUACUUUAUAAUACUUACUAUUAUGAAUUAAGAGCGUUAAUGAUAAAUAAUUCGUCUACAUAAUAAAUAUUAUCGAUAUACCAAUAAUUAUAAAAUUUCAUUGUUGCUUUAUAAUUGUUCCUAUUUAAUAAUUAUUAUUAUCAAUUAAUCAUUGAUUGGUUUAAACUCGAGAUAAAAUAUUAAGACCAAUAAACACAACAAGGGCAAGUAUUAUACAUA